CAGCCCACCAUAUGAUCGUUCAUACGACAUUAAGUUUUGUCGUUCGAUUACAAAAAAGAAGGCUUUUCCCAAGAAUUCGCCAAGUACCGGAGAGGAAUGAUCAAGUAUAAAUUAAUGUCGUACCGGAGGAACACACCGUGACGGGAAGUACCUUCAAAAUAAGUGUAAGAAAAAGAGAGCACAUGAUGAAGGAACCCCGGAAAAGGAAGCAGCUCAAGCCACUUGGCGAGCCACAUUCCUUGCCCAAGAAGAAAUCUUCAGCCAAACCCACCAAAGAUCCAUACCCAACUUACGAUCCACCAACCCCAGACGAAUGCCGAGCCGUACGAGACUCACUCUUGGCUCUUCAUGGCUUUCCCCAAGAGUUCGCCAAGUACCGGAGGCAGAGACCAAGUGAAGAUCUCCCCCCUGAUGAAAAUGGCUCUUCUUUUUCUGCGGACGGUGCUCCGAAGCCUGGCCCUUCUGAAAAGGAUGACUCGGGUGGUAAUUUGACGGAAAAGGAAACUGUUUUGGACGGUUUAGUGAGCACUGUGUUGUCGCAGAAUACCACCGAGCUCAAUUCACAAAGGGCUUUCGCUUCUCUUAAGUCUGCAUUUCCCACCUGGGAAAAUGUUUUGGGUGCUGAUUCAAAAAGUAUAGAGAAUGCUAUUAGGUGUGGAGGUUUGGCGCCAACAAAAGCUUCAUGUAUUAAAAACUUAUUGAGUUGCUUGCUUGAGAGAAAAGGGAAGUUAUGCUUGGAGUACUUGAGAGACUUUUCAGUUGAUGAAGUCAAGGCUGAACUCUCUCUAUUUAAAGGAAUUGGCCCCAAAACGGUUGCUUGCGUGUUGAUGUUCCAUCUGCAGCAUGAUGAUUUUCCAGUGGACACACAUGUGUUUGAGAUUGCAAAAGCUCUUGGUUGGUUACCAGCUGUGGCUGACAGGAACAAGGCCUAUCUUCAUCUCAACCAACGUAUCCCCAAUAAACUGAAAUUUGAUCUGAACUGUCUUUUAUAUACACAUGGUAAAGUCUGCCGCAGAUGCAUCAAGAAAGAGGGAACCCAGAUAAAAAAAGAAUUAAAUGAUGAUUCCUGCCCUUUAUUACAUCAUUGCAGAAGAAGUUAGUUUGGAAUCACUUGGCAUAUUUGAGUGUAAGUAUUUUGUAAGACUGCCUUGAUUCUGCUUUUCAAUUUUUACUCUAAGAGCUUAGCAUGCUGCAUCUGCUUUCCUUAUUAGGGUGAAAAGGACACUGGGUUCUAUUUGACUGGUUGUUAAAACUCUUUCACCAAUGAUUGACUGUACAAUUUGCAAUGAAGUCAAUUCAAUCAUUAGCCUCCAAAACGUAAUUUCCCCUGUUUGGAUUUUAUAUACGAGGUUAGUUGACUAGAACACGUCUAGUUAGAUUUCUUUCCUGGAAGUAAUACUUCAUUUUGAAUUCGUGCACCGAUCAUUUAAUAACAGAACUCAUAUUUUUCGUC
Humulus lupulus (European hop) is the source of this 1453-nucleotide messenger RNA. RefSeq names its product putative DNA glycosylase At3g47830. Lineage: Eukaryota; Viridiplantae; Streptophyta; Magnoliopsida; Rosales; Cannabaceae. The transcript is spliced from 4 exons. Gene Ontology annotation, molecular function: catalytic activity. Bases 183 to 1100 code for a protein of 305 amino acids. Gene Ontology annotation, biological process: base-excision repair. The record is from RefSeq and is a predicted model, not a curated record.